Molecule: messenger RNA, 8890 nt
Organism: Amoebophrya sp. A25
Lineage: Eukaryota; Dinophyceae; Syndiniales; Amoebophryaceae
Source: the annotation of a GenBank genome assembly
AUGCGACGGAACUGCCACAACGGCUGGGAGCAAUGUGCCCUUAUGAAAAGAAAAAAUGUACUCAUUCAUAGGUUAGAAAAGGGCUUUGAGCAAAUGCAAAGUGCUCUUAUGAAAAGAAAAAAUGUACUCAUAGGUUAGAAAAGGGCUAGCAGCAAAGUGCCCUUGUGAAAAGCAAAAAUGUACUCAUUGAAUACUCAAGAUGAAAGUGCAAGUGGGCAGUUCCAGUUUAUCUUUGCUACUUUUUAUUCGAAACGACCUUGAAUGUCUGAGCACCAGCACGAGAAGUUGUAAUACUUUCAUAAUCCAAACGGGAUCGGGAUAAACUGUACUGCAAAAACUCGAUUUGCACCGCGGACAAGGAUCAAAACACGUGCUGCAAACCCUGCGACUGUACCUGUCCCAAUGGCACGCCGGAAGCUUAAGAAACGAAGAUAGAGGGUUUGUAUGAUAAUUAUAAGUGCUGUUCUUGUAGAUAUUAAGACGAGAUUUGUUCUUGACGAGAUGAACUUCUACUUAAAGAUGUUGUAUGUCAUGUUGUCUAUAAGUGAACAUCUAUAAGAACCUCUUUUUCUAAAGAGACACCUGCACAGUCGCUACUGCAGGAAAGGAAGACUGCGCCAAGUGCAACCAAGAUGAAGAUAAACCGGGGAGAAAUUAUUGCCUUCGAUAUAUAUCUCCUGGCGAUGAAAAUGGACGACAAAACUAAGGCUAGUUGCAACAGUCUAAAAACUAAAAAUUUACCAAUACACCUCACACAAAGUAAAAAUAUGACUUGAUUAUAUGUUUUGGUUUUUUUCCUAGUCAGGGCUCCAUCACAACCACAAAUAUUCGAAAACUCAAAAUAUGCGAGUUACUGACUGAAGUAAGAGAGUCUAGACUACAUUCUUCUUCUUUCAGCAUCUCCCUUAUUUUCACUAGUUACUCCCUUACUUCAUCAGUUUAUCGAGUACAAAUUUAUGUUGAGUAAGAGCAGUCUCCUCUUGUUCCACUUCGUCCUAGCUCCAGGAUAACUACAAAUUCCACUAGUAUCUCCACCAUAUCUCGUUCCACUGCUCCUGCUCAACCAUAUCUUGUUCCACUUCAUCCUAGCUCCUGUCAGGGCUCCACCACAAGCAUAGCUACAAAUUUAUGAGUAAGAAAGAGCAGUAUAAUCCUCUUGUUCCACUUCAUCCUCUUGAUGAAUGGCAAAAUAAAGAUAGACACGGUCACGUCCGCUAGACUCGGACUACCGCGCAUCGCCACUUGAUUGAUUGAUCCUGCUCUAACGUGAGUGUGGUAAAUGCACGAGCAUCUGUGAUAACGGGAACGCAGAGGAUCCCGGGUACUCCACUCGUGACGGCGAACACUUAUGCGCGUCGUGCCACAAAGCUAUGAAAAAUUUGACGCUCUUCAUAAAAAAAUGAAUUCUAGUGGUCUUGCAACAACGCUAUGUUGAAGCGUUUGAUGACCUUGUUGUUGUUCAAGAAUUUCUAUUUCACGAGCCUGAUGUUGUGAGUUGGUGCAUUUUAAUACUUCAUCUCUCUUAUUCUCAUUCUUCUUAUCAUAGCACUACCUAGUAGAAGUAGAUGCCGUGUCCUCAGGGUCAGUAGAGGAUCAGAUCUAUUUCUAUAUCUUCCAAUUUUAAUAUUCAGGUAAGUGUAAGACCAGGAGCAUCAUGAAGAUUCAUGACGUGUGUGCAUGUGACUUUUUUGCGUGUGGCAAAAAAGGAGCAAAAAAGGAAGAAAAGAUGAAAUAGAUAUCUCCCAACAACGACCUCUUGCCAGGCACAUCAAUCAAUCAAUGAAUCAAUCAGUCAGAUGUCUCGGAGACGUCACCUUGUCGCUCCGAGUCGAAUUGGAUCAUCUAUAAAUCUAUAAUUCCUAUCCUAUAAUUCCUAUCCAAUCCUUUCCUAUCCUAACCCAGCGGAAAUUUAGCUCCCCAUCAACAUCAAGAUCAACAAGCCUCUUUCAUACAACGGUUCUACUUGCACAAUGACAAGUCGUGCCAUCGGUGCAAAUGUACCUGUCUGAACGGAAUCGCGAAGUCUGGCUCCGCUUGUGAGUGCACAUCCACUUCCAGUGUUAAGGCUAUAAAUAAAUAUCUAAUCAGAAUUCGAAUUGCAAGCGAACACUUUCACCUCAUCCAUGAUUGAAGAGGAGCCAAGAACAACGUAUAAGCAGAUUGCACAUGGAUCUUGUUCGCAUGGGGUCUGUAUUGCCAAAAGAUAAGCAAGAUGAGAAUGCUGAAGGAAUAAAGUAAUGGUAGUGGGCUGGAGUUUCUUGAUUCUGUUUUGCGUGCCGCCAAAUGUAGGGCUAUGGGCCUGCCAGCUUCUCCGGAGGCUGUUAGGCUUGUAAAACUGCUGUUUUGGGGAUCUCCGUGCUGCAACUGCCGCUGAUCGCGGCACAUGGAUCUUGUUCGCAUGGAGUCUGUAUAACAUGGAAGCCCUUGUUCUAAUCCAGAGCGGGUAAACUGUAACAGCUGCAACAAGCCUGGUCGUGGCAAGGCGAACAAUUACUGUGAGCGAAACAUAAAGGGGACCAAUCUGAAGCAAUUAAGGCUUACCGCUACCGUAAUUCUUCAUCCUAAGAGUAAGAACAAGCAUGAUAAUCAUGAUCUAAGGUCACAUCUCUGACUUUCUAAGAAGCAUAUAUUUAAGACCAGAUUUUUGACCCCUUUCUUACUAAGGAAAAUAAAAUUAUGCGUCAAAGAUACUACUUUUCUUGUUAAUUAUAUUCAAGUAGGAGAUGAAUAUAUAUGAGUAAGGUCUAAGAACUACAAGAUGAAUAUGAGUGAGUACUUCUACGGCUAGAUUAAUACUCAAGUAGAAGAUGAACAUAUGAGUAAGGUCUAGUAAACGUUCCAAGAACAAAUAGCUCUCCCAAAACUACCUCUUGUCAGGCAUAUCAGUCAAUCAAUCAAGCAAUCAAUACUACGGCUAUUCGAAAACUCAAAAUAACCGAGUUACUGACUGAAAUAAGGGAGGCACUAGCUUAUAGCGUCAAGGCUGCCUUUCCUUCUCAUCAGUAUCUCGGUUAUUCUGCUCAGUUACUCGCUUAUUUCAGUUUUUCGAGUAAAUCAUCUAAAAGAGUGCCAGAAAUGUACCGCCACCUGCGAGCAUGGAACGCCUAAACCAGCUGGAUGGGUGAAGUUUGACAACGAGAACAACUGCGCAUCUUGUGACAAUAUUGCAGCGCUGAUAUUAUGAAGAUUCAAAAUUAAUAUGAUGAUUCAUCAAAAUAAUUCAAUUUAUUUUGGUGGAAGUUAGUUUUUGUUUUUUGGAGGAGUAAGUACUGCUCAGUAAUGUCUAGUAGAUGUCUCAUAGUACUCAUAUCAAGAUUUGACACUAAUGCAAAAGGCGAAAAGGGUGGAGAUCAUGAGAUCCCACGAGAUGCGAUGCAAAAAGAAAUAGCCAGUAGUAGUGUCUUCUAAACCCCUGGAGUGGGUACAUUCAUUCAUUCACUGAAAAUAAUGGCUGAAACUGAAAGAGAAAGAACAUUUUUAGACAGGUUAUUAGAAAAAUACGAGGAAACACCUCAAUACCGAUGACAUGGCGCAUCGUUUGCUACUAUAUUGUUCCUUUUACCUGCUUACGUCACUGUGGAGGUCAUGGUCAUGGUCAGAGCUCCCUCUCCCAGCUCCAAGAAGUACUUAGAAGUAUUUUCUCUCAGUCUCACUCUGCUCUCCCUCUCUAAAAAACACGAGCCCUGAGCAUUCCGCUUACAAAAUUUGCGAAAAGAGGAUCUGCGUAUGCCCUAUCCCGCACAAUCAACCGGACUACGAACCCACGACAAGUGAUCGCGUAGGUGUUGCGCCAGUAGGUUUACGAUCAGACAAGCAUGAUUACAAAUAAUGAAGAUAAUGCGAAGUAGAAGUAGAUCUAGAAGUAGAUUGAUAUAGUUUUUCAUUUGAUUACUUCUUAUUAUUUUACAAGCUAGAAAAGCGGGUAGAACUCGUCAGGGAAAUCUUAGGCAUCUUGCCGAAUAGAUUCAAAUCAUCACUUUACUUUCAACAUCGUAGUAGUGCUACAGCCUGCACCUCCUCCUCUCCCCGUUGUAGUAGUAAGCUGUAGACAUUCUUGUCUUCCAAAGCCUUUCUGUCAAAUUAUACGUCAGUAGAACAACAGUUUGCUCUGUCAAAUACUACGUCAGUAGGACAUAAAACACAACUUGCACCACCUCCCGCUAGGCACAUUGCAUUCGUCCCCUCAUACUUACUUUUUUUCCAAGGACUUCCCUACUUGCUUGAUGCUCUCGGACGCGGACAUCUGUGAUGCUUACAACCAUCCGAGACCAUCAAGCGCCUAAGUCUUCCGAUCCUCCUUGAAAUGCUGGGAAGCGAAGUCCAUCCGUUCCAUUCGAUCCAUCCCAUCCCGGAUCUGCCACCCCUAUGCAUUAUUCUAAUAUUUAAGAGAAAGAUUUGCUUCAAAUAACUUGACCAGGGGCGGCCACUUAGACCUGAAGCACAUGAUCAUGACCAUUCCUCUCUAAUCCAGGCUGAAUGUCCGCGGCAUGGGAUGCUCAAGUGUAAGUCUUGCUAUCAAGAGAACGGCUAUGAAAUGAACGCGACCACAUCCUUGUGCGUCUGGAAAGUUUGCACUUGUCCCGGAGGAACACCCGUUGAAGGCCCACCAUGUAACCACACAGGCUUUUAAGGCUUCGAUUUUCAGAUAUGUCCUCAAUUUUCAUAUACGAUUUUAAAGUACAACAUCAUGAUCUUGAACUUGAUGUUUCAAAUUGAAGCUGUCUUCAUAAUCCGCCCAUCGUGAACUCUAAUCUUUGCACCAUUGCGGCAAUUGCACUGGACCAAAGUACGUGCUGGAGAUACCCAUGAUUCCAGGACUGGGCAGCAACUUAACUACAGUCCCAGAAAUAUGACAGAAAAAAGUGCACUCAACAACAUCAUCCUGACAAAGAGGAAGUUACUAGCUAGGAUUGAUCGAGGGGGAAACAACUAGUUAUAACUUUAUUCACUACUUCUUAUCCUCAGAGAGAAUUAGCUAGGAUCAUUGAUGAAGUGGGAAUCAAUAUACUAAAUCAAUAUACUACAACUAGUUAUAAGUUUGUUUUUCUGAGUAUGUUCAUGUUGAGUACACGACUUGUUCCUACUUUUAUGAGAAACUUCUACAUGGGCUUGGGCGCAGGGUGUCUACGUGGAUGCGAAUGCCUCAGACAUAGUAGAGGACACUGGACCUACCUUUAGGAGUCUCACGAUAAUUCCUCUUCGUCCGCUUAGAUCUACUUGUGGCAGGUGAUCAGGCCAACGCCUAAACCACUAAGCCGGUUAGCUCUAGUUGUCUCCACCUGUCAGCCACCUCCUGGGAUCUUCAUUCUGAGAACGUAUACUCUUUGAACGCCACGAGUAAGAUGAUGUAUCUAGUACCUGUGAACACGACCGCGAGUAAGAUGAUGUAUCUAGUACCUGUGAACACCACGAGUAAGAUGAUGUAUCUAGUACCUGUGAACACGACCACGAGUAAAAAGAUGAUGUAUCUAGUACCUGUGAACACGACCACGAGUAAGAUGAUGCAGCUCUACUUGUAAGUACUAGAUCCUAAGUUUCUUGAAAAGAAGUAAUUCUUGUCCUCGACGCUACUUCUAAUAUUCUACCCUAUUGUCGUCGAGCCUGCGUUUCUCUUGCGCCACCAGAAGGAGAGGAAGAGGACUCCAAUGACGAGAACGCGACAAUUACGAGUGCUGAGGACGACGAUCCUGACGCGACCCGAGAAGAAGCCAGCGAUGAGGAUGCAGCAAGUAGCAGCAGUAGCAUGUUGAAUUUCCACGACUACUUGUACGAUAAAAAUAUUAAUAAAAAUAAACUACAGACGAAGAUGAGAGGAAAGCUGCGUAAUAGUAGAACAAGUAGUAGAAAAAGAACUCUGCGCACUGAACACAAGACCGACAAGAAAAGCACCACUCUCUUUACUUCUACUAGUCACAACACAACAAGAACUAGGAUGACGAGACGAAAGGCCUUGGCUGUGGACCACAUAGGCCAAACAAGUGAUCCACAAAUCAUAGAUGCGGAUGAUGAACCUCUGGAGGAAAAUAAGUCUUCAAGUGAGCUCGAGGAUGAUGAAAUCGAUCCAGAUGAUGACAACGAUCCAGAUGAUGAAAACGAUCCAGAUGAUGAUGAGGAAAUGGGUGGAGCAACAAGUAGAAAGGAAAUAUCGAAGAAUAGUGGAGUCCCUAGGAGAGCCAGAGCUUCUGCUCAUCGUUCUUCACAUCUUCAACAUUAUGGGAAUACGUACUAGAUACAACUAUAGUAUAGAAGUACCUUUUCCGAACAAAAUUGAAGUCUGAGGCCCAUCUUUGUCCUUGAAGGAGAGAAGAUUCCUUCUCGGGACGGGCUUCUACAAGAUGUCUUACGUACUUAAUAGAACGAGAUGGGUUACUGGCGAGGUCCCUAAUCUCUGACGACCUGGAGAAGUCGUGACAACGAGACAGACACACGGGACGAAGAUGAGGUGACAGAUGGUACGAGUAGAGAAGAUGAUUCAUCUGUCAGAGAUUCAUCCUUGAAGAGUUCCACGAGGACUGAGCAGUAUUCUCAUCCUCGUGGUACAGGAGUUCAAGGAUGCUGCAGAGCAAAGAUGAAUUAUAUCUCCUGACAGCCCUAAAGAUGAAAGCAAAGAGAUCUGCUUCGCAGUCAAAAGAGAGGUCUUGACUGAAGAUUAUGAAUCUAGUUUUCUUGGGCAGUUUGCAAUAUCACAAAUCACAUCAUCUAAAAACUCUAGCUAGAAGUGUCGUUCUGUGGCUAGAAUGAAAUCCUGCGUCGAUCAAGUGCACCGUUUUUGUGAAUCAACUUCAACAGGGGAAUAAAAACUAUAACUAGAACUACUACAACCAACCGACUGAGUCUCACCAAUAGUUCAGACUCCAACCAAGUGAGUCAGACUCACCAACUACUAGUACAACCGACUGAGUCUCUCACAGAGAAACGCCGAUUAUAGUUCAACAACUUGAAAAAAGAACGUUGUGAUCCCUUCUAUCUUCAAAUUUGAAAGCCAGCAAGACCCACGUCCACGACUACACUAACACUUGGCACUAACCAUCUCUUCUAAGAACCCAAAGGCCCUCUGUGCAAGACGCACAUUUGUAAGCGAGACGAUGAUCAUGAAGUCUGCUGUGGCCUACUUUGCGCGGCUGACAAAGCCAAACUAGCACCCAUAUGCGAAAAAUUUGGAAAAGAAGUAGACUUAUGAAAACAUCAUCAUCACCUGUUAUACUUCAUCAAAGAGUGAGUGUUCUACGUCUACCUUUGUUCGCUUCUAUAUCAAUAUAAUUUCUUAUAUUUUAAUGGAACUACUACUGGGUCUGGGGAGAUGAGAGAUCUCAUCUGUCCUCCGUUCCCGCUGAUGGAGCAGGAGUACUAAUGUUCAACAUCAUUUCGCUUCUUAACGGUACUUUUUAAUCGGUGUUCGUUGUAGAAGUAGAUGCGUGCUAGCCAUCCAGGACAAUAUAAUUGUAGCAAGAAGUUGUUGUAAUGGCUUAGCCCGCUCAGUACUGGAACAAGGAGGAUUGUAGAUCUACAUGCACCAUAGUACUCAAAUUCACAAUGACACUAACAAGUCGUGGCACUAGGUCACAAAUAUGCAAUGGCCAUCAUCUUUUGUUUUUGAUUAGUACAAUUUUAUCUUUAUCAUGAACAUCAAGGAUACAUGAUGAUAAUUAGCCUUUAUUUCUCUUUUCUAUCUUCUUUUGGUCUUUCUUUUCAGGUCGGCACCACCACACUUUAUCAUGAACAAGGAUUAAGGUAUUCUAGAACAUCAGACACCGACACCUCUAACCUGUGACGAAGCUCUUUGCGACCAUCGUGAUUGUACCCCAGGUUUGUGUUGCCGCGACCUUUCUUUCCUCGCACUCCAUGGUGCAAAAUUGGGGGUAGGUGGCGUCCUCGUCCUCCUCUACCUCUACCAAAGUGGAUAUUUUAGUGUGGGAGAUGCAUUUGAAGCGGAGAUAGAGGACGAAUAGGUGGCGCACUCACCGACAUGGAGAUAGAGGGCGACGAGUAGAAGGAGUAGAUAGAGGAGGUAGAGGCGAACAAGACUUCUUGGUGAGGUGAAGAUGACGGUCUUGCUGGUGAUGAGGAAGGCUUCUUGAAGAGGAGAUAGAGAACAGAUAUUAAGGAUCAUCUAAUUUGAGGAUCUAUUUUAGGAGUAGAGUAGAGUCUUGAAAAUUUUCAGGUAUCAAAUCAAUAAGGAACAGCUCUGGAGGAGAUCUUCUUACAAAUACUACAGAUAAACCACUUUACCUGUCUGAAAAUAGCAAAUCCAUAUGAUUAGUUCUAAGUACUUGUUUUUGUUUAGAUUUAGGUUGAUUACAGAGCAAAAGAAAUGCUUCGAUGAGGUUGAGUUGCCUUGAAAUUAAAAAAAGUCCAAAAGAACUGACUUUCCUCUUCGGUACUAGGCAACCAAGAUCUACUUGACUGCCGAACGAUGAGCAACAAGAAAUGUCGAAUCAUUGCUACAGAAAAAUUAACUUAAUCAAUGCUAAGUAAUUGCAUGCUCAUCAGAUUCAGGGAUGACGAUGAAAACUAAAAUCUUCUUCUUUGUAUUGCUUCAAACUACUCAUUUUGGACAGUUUUGACAUCUUCUGUUGUACAUUUCCAUUUGGUAACUGUAUGUAACAACAACGUCGCUGAUCAACGGCUUUCAUAAACAGUUUAUGAAACUGAUAUCUGUGCCUGGAUCUUCUCCCAGCUUUUUUACGUACUACUUAUUCUUUUUUGAUCAAAAAAUCUAUCAAGUAAUUUACAAACAAUAUCAGAAGCUAAAACGAAAACGACAUCGUCUUCUAUGAUUUAAGAACUUGGUCUUGAAUUUCUCAAUCUCCUUCUGUGAAGGCAGUCAAAAACCUGACUCCUAAAAUGGAAGUAAGUAAGUCUAAGCACUUACUAUCUAUCCUCGUAGUAC